GACAUAUACCCUUUUGAAUGUAUUUGAGUAUUCCACUGUCGCCAAGUGAAAAUAUAGACCAGCCACCUAUGCAUGAUGCAAGACAAGAACGAAAUCCAAAAACUCUGGAAAGAAAUAGGCAUCGCUUUCCUUGAUUGAUCGAUGCUCUUUUGUCCUGAUGCUCCCUUUCAGGAAGACAGUAAUAACAAAUUAAUUUUCUCUCACAGCAAUUUCUAUUAUAGAAGUAUUGAAAAUCACGCCGAACAAGAAAUCCUCAUGGAGUGGAUUUUUAUCAGUGAAAUUUUUUCCCUAUAUAAGCCAUAAUUGUCAAGCAAUAAGGUCCCUCAGGGCCUUUGUUGAAAAUACCUCUAAAAGAGAGAAAGAGAGAGGGGAAAGGCUGAAAAGGGUUAGUUUAAGAAAUGGCUGAUAUUCACCAUCUCCUCACAAAAGAGUUCAUCAAUGGUGAAAAGACUAAAGAGCUGAGUGGUGUGGAACUCAGUCUCUCAGCCAUGGCUAGCUAUCCUUUUCCUUACAUGCCUUCCUUAUGGGACAACCGUGGCAACACCUUGAUUUUCCCUUUCUCAUAUGACACCAGAGAAAACAAGAGAAUGAAACGAGUUCAUAGCUUCCAGGAAUCGAUUUCGAGUAAUAACAACACGCCUUAUAGAGGUGGAGGAGGAAAUAAUGAUAGUAAUGACACUUCAAACAGCAGCAUGAUGAGCCGCAGCAGCAGUACUAAUAGCUUAAGUAACAUGCAGACUAUGCAAUUCCGUGAUCACAUAUGGACUUAUAAACAACUAUAUCACGCAGCAGAGGCUGUAGAAGAAGCUGCAGCUGCAAUCAUGGAAGCUGCUGAACAAGAGAACAGAGCUACAUCAGAAGAAGGAGAAGCUGAUGAAAUGAGGCUUGUCCAGCUUCUCAUUGCUUGUGCAGAAGCUGUUGCUUGUAGAGAUAAAUCACAUGCCUCUGUUCUGUUAUCAGAGCUAAGAGCCAAUGCAUUGGUAUUCGGCUCUUCUUUCCAACGUGUAGCUUCAUGCUUUGUCCAAGGACUAGCUGAUCGCCUAGCCAUGGUUCACCCACUUGGGGCAGUCGGUUUUAUCGCGCUACAACCACCACAACCACCACCACUACCUAUGAUGAUGAACAUUAUGGACGUUGGAAUAUCAGAAAAGAAAGAAGAGGCUUUACGCCUCGUCUAUGAAAUUAGCCCACAUAUUAAAUUUGGUCACUUUGUAGCUAAUGCUUCAAUAUUGGAAGCCUUUGAGGGAGAGAGUUACGUCCAUGUCGUUGACCUGGGUAUGACCCUUGGUCUAGCACAUGGAGAACAAUGGCGUGCGCUUAUCCAAAGCCUCGCCCAAAGAGCCAAAACACACCAACUGCCUAAAAGACUAAGAAUCACUGCAGUUGGGCUCUGCGUUGAACGAUUCCAAAUCAUCGGAGAUGAACUAGAGCUCUUCGCAAACAGUUUAAACCUCAACUUAGAAUUCACAGUAGUUAAGAGUAAUUUAGAGAAUCUGACCUCAAAAGACAUCAAAACUUCGAAAGACGAAGUUAUUGCGGUGAACAGCGUUCUCCAACUCCAUUGCGUGGUCAAAGAAAGCAGAGGAGCUCUCAAUUCUGUACUCCAAACGAUUCACGAACUGAGCCCUAAAGUCCUUGUUCUUGUCGAGCAAGACUCUAGCCAUAAUGGACCUUUCUUUCUUGGAAGAUUCAUGGAGGCUCUCCAUUACUACUCUGCAAUCUUUGAUUCGUUGGACGCCAUGUUACCCAAGUACGAUACCAGAAGAGCUAAGAUUGAACAGUUCUACUUCGCUGAAGAGAUCAAGAACAUAAUCAGCUGUGAAGGUCCGGCUAGAGUGGAGAGGCACGAGAGAGUAGACCAGUGGAGAAGAAGAAUGAGCCGGGCCGGGUUUCAAGCUGGGCCCAUUAAGAUGUUGGGCUCAGCGAAACAAUGGUUGGGCCAGAUAGAGGCCUGUGAAGGAUACACUGUUGUCGAAGAAAAGGGCUGCUUGGUUCUUGGUUGGAAAUCUAGGCCCAUUGUUGCUGCUUCUUGCUGGAAAUGCUGAGCCCAUUUUACUCAUCUCAGAUGGAAAAACGACAAUGAAAAAUGUGUGUUUUGGUUUAAAAUCUUGCUUUUUUUUUCUCUUUUUUUUUGUUGUUGUGUGAAGAAUAAUUAGUAAUGCCCCAUAUUCUCAAUGUGAGUUCAAUAUUGGAUAUUGUUCUGUUUUGGGGUGGUUAAAACUAAUAUUAUAAUGAAUAAAAAGGAGGAAGUCUUUGUUGUGUUUUUC
Messenger RNA from Cannabis sativa, 2267 nucleotides. RefSeq names its product GRAS family protein RAD1. Gene Ontology annotation, cellular component: nucleus. Gene Ontology annotation, molecular function: sequence-specific DNA binding; DNA-binding transcription factor activity. The transcript has a single exon. The record is from RefSeq and is a predicted model, not a curated record. Gene Ontology annotation, biological process: regulation of DNA-templated transcription. Bases 399 to 2045 code for a protein of 548 amino acids. NCBI's taxonomy places the organism in Eukaryota, Viridiplantae, Streptophyta, Magnoliopsida, Rosales, Cannabaceae.